AGGAGCGGCUGCCGCUGUACGCGGCGAAGGAGAGCGCCUCGGGACGGCUGGAGCCUCUGGGCAUGCAUGGAAUACGGUUGUCAGACAGAGCACUUCUGGACGUCUUGUAAAGCGAGACCUGCGGGCAGUGUCUUUUAUUCUCCUGCAAAAACAGAGACAAGGAACCCACUAAGAGAUCUUUCUAGACCUAAAAAAGUAUGGAGGGCACCAGAUAGAAAAUUGGUUUGGGGGAAUCAAGAUACUAUCAGACCUUUAUCUUUUAAUGCUUUGAAUGCGAAGCUGACUAAAAGAGUUGAACGACUCGCAGAACCCAAGAAGAUCUCCAAACUACACGUACCCAACAGGCCUGAAUACCAUAAUAGUUGGGGUCAAGGAUCUAUAAUCUGGAAGCUUCCUACAAAGUCAUUUUUUAGUUAUCCAUCUCCCCGGAUUGAAAGUCUUGCAGAACCAAAGCAGUUACAGGAAGAAUAUCUACAAAAAAGGCCGUAUAGCUCCCCUGAAUGGCACGUGAAAGAUCCUUCACUCAUCCCUGAGGCUUCUGUCCGGAUAGUUCGACUCUCUGUGGCUAAAUCUACACAUCCAGACUUUGUUGCUCCCAAACAGGUUGAAACACAGAUUACACCUGCUGCUUUGCACGCACAUCCCUCAUUAAGAGUGAUCUCUCUUUCAGAACCAAAGGUCAAAACAGAAACAUUAUAUUUUGAAAGAGGAAGAAACGACUUGCCAAUUCGCCCUGUAUCCACUGCUGCCAUGACAGCUCAACCAAGUCUUCGUACACUGUUUCUAGCUAAAGCCAAAACAGUGCAUAGCGAUUAUCUCCCGGUGCAUCCAGUUCAGCAGCCAGUGUCACGUGCCGCCCUAAAAUAUAUCCCAUCACCUAGGAUUGAAGUACUAUCUACCCCCAAUCUAAGAACUCCAUUGAGUGUGAAUGCUAUUAACCUGGAUGCCUUUAAAGUUAAGGAUGCUGCAAAAGUAGCAGUGUGUUCACCGAGAAUAGUGAAAUUGGCAGAGCCUAUUAAACGUUGACUGUGCAGAACAGAAUGCUUCCAACACCAAUUAUGUGUCUUGAUAUCCUCUGAAGAUGUCUGACUCUCCUUUUCUGCCAGAAAACAUCUAUGAGGCCUCUGGGAGAAUCACUGUAAUGAUUAAACAGCCAUUGUUUCUUCUGAGCACUUUUGAGUGUGUAUUUCUGGUCUUCAACAUUCCCCUCUACUCCCACUAAAAAUCGAGAAAUUGGCAGUAGUGGCACAUCUCAUCAUCAUCCUUUUAAGUGAAUGAGAACAUGCCAUUGUUAUUGAUAAGCCUGAAGUUCUUUUUGUAUUUUCUUGUAUGUUUUAUGUAUUUUCUUUUCUAAUAAGGUCAGCGCUCCUACAAUUUAUCCACAUUUCUGUCCAUUUCUCCUUAUAGUAUGCAUAUGUUACCUAUCCUCCUUAGAACAGGUAAUUUUCUUCCUAUACCAGUUACUUUUAAUUAGCUGGAUAUCACAUUUAUGUAUAUAUUAUGAUGAUGAUGAUGAUGAUGAUGAUGAUGAUGAUGAUGAUGAUGAUGAUGAUGAUGAUGAUGAUGCAUUGAUAAGAAAGGCCAAGCUCUCAUGGACAACUUGAAAUGUCAUUUUGUUCUGGAUAUAAUAUAAGAGAUGAGUUACUCCAAAGUGUUGCAUUUUUGCCAACCUUUUUCUAUCUGUGUAUGCUCAGUGUCACAUAAAAUAAGUUUCUUGGUCAACAUGGGUGUCACAGGACUGCUUGAAAACAUCAGAAAGUUUCACAAGAUCACUCCAAAAAUUUCAUCAAUGGCACAUCUGCACAUGUAAGCUUUACAUUUUCAAUAUUUCAAGGCACAUGUAAAUUUUACUUUAGAUAGAACCACACAACUGAAAAAGAGACAAAAGCAAAGUAGUGAAUAAUUCUUGGAAAACAAUAUCUAAGGUAAUUUAAUUCUAUAUCCAGACUCUUCAUGUUGAAGGAAUACCAAUUUUAUGUUAUGUGGAUAUAAGGUUUAUAAGAAGAUCUUGUUGAAAAUAAGGGUAAGGAGUUGACUAAAUGUUAAGAAGGUGAUGCAGAUGGUAGGUUGGGGAAGGAGGGAACCCUAUGGUAACACAAUUUUUACUGAAGCCUUUAUGUGUGGGACUCUUAAUCAUACAUAAAAUUAGUAGGGUAGACUCAGACAAUUGACAUAUAUAAAUGCAGCCUAGGAUACCCCAGAAAAGCUUUAUGAUCACAUGAGAAAUUCAAAUUAAUUCAACUUGUACUUGAUCCUAUGAUACAUUGAUUUAAUAUUGUAAUCAAUUCUUUCUCUACCUAAGUUACCUUUCUAUGUCCUUUAGUUAAGCUUUUCCUUCUGAGCCAGUUUAAAAUUGAGCCUGUUCAUAAGUCACUGUAAUUAAAGGGAAAAGACUUAUUGUCUACCAUUCCUUUAACUCCUGUGGAAAUUCCAGGACUUCCAUUUGUUAUCUGCAAAGGCUUAGGAGCUGACCUGAUAUAUUUCCACAAGAUAUAUUGUCUGUCCUUGCCUAUCCUUGUACAAUUAAAGAGAAUCUUAAGGUCCACUAUCAAGGUCUGCAAUAUGUAGAUGGACCUCCUAAAUCAAUCAAGCAUUCCUUAAUGACAGAGAGGGAUGGUUACUAGCCCCACAUGAGUGAUAGCCCAUUCUCCUCGAUUUAAUCAAUCAUGAUGCUGUCUACCUUGUAAUCAAUGACAUUGUCUUCCUUACCUACCCAACUUGGUUCUUUGUUCCAUGCUUCCCUCAAAACUCAAAAAAGUGUUGUUAACCCCAUAACUGGGUCUUAGCUUUGCUAGGGAAGCUAAGAAUCUAUUUAUUGAUAAAUUUGUGCUUUAUCAAUAAAUUGAAUUUGUUCAGA
Vombatus ursinus (common wombat) is the source of this 2857-nucleotide messenger RNA. It is a transcript of the gene SPMAP2L, whose product is annotated as theg spermatid protein like. Bases 67 to 1026 code for a protein of 319 amino acids. The record is from RefSeq and is a predicted model, not a curated record. The transcript has 9 exons. NCBI's taxonomy places the organism in Eukaryota, Metazoa, Chordata, Mammalia, Diprotodontia, Vombatidae.